Molecule: messenger RNA, 879 nt
Organism: Kwoniella botswanensis
Lineage: Eukaryota; Fungi; Basidiomycota; Tremellomycetes; Tremellales; Cryptococcaceae
Product: dephospho-CoA kinase
Exons: 4
Coding region: 1-879 (292 amino acids)
Biological process (GO): coenzyme A biosynthetic process
Molecular function (GO): ATP binding; dephospho-CoA kinase activity
Source: RefSeq, a predicted model, not a curated record
AUGCUAGUCGUCGGUCUAACAGGAGGUAUAGCAUCAGGCAAAUCAACAGUCUCCAAGAUAUUUUCCGAAUACCACCACAUACCUAUAAUCGAUGCCGACCUCCUAGCCAGAGAAGUGAUCGAACCAGGAACAUCAGGCUUCACGACCAUCGUCAAUCAUUUCGGUCCAGAUAGGAUCCUCGACGCUAAUGGUAUACUUGAUAGAGCCGCUCUUGGUGAAAUCAUAUUCAAUGAUCCGAACGAGAGAAAAUGGCUUAAUGGGGUUAUACACCCCUUAGUAAGACGGGAGAUGGUCAAGAGGACUGUGAAGUAUUGGCUUAAAGGUGAAUGGGCGGUAAUCGUUGAUGUGCCGUUGUUGAUUGAGGCGGGUAUGUGGAAAUGGGUAGGAGAGAUUGUGGUCGUAUAUGUCAAUGAGAAACUCCAAUUGUCUCGUCUCAUAUCCCGUCCCCUCCCCAAUUCACCCCCCUUAACGGAAACACAAGCUAAAUCACGUAUAUCCUCUCAAAUGUCUCUCUCUGAGAAAAUCAAUUAUUCAACUUACGUGCUGGACAACUCUGGGACGAUCAAAGAUUUGGAAGUUCAAAUUGAUAAACUGGUGAAUAAAUGGAAGGUAUCUCAAGGUUUUGGGAUUGGUAUACCGGUUAUAGAUGGAUGGUGGUACAAGUUAUGUUGGCUCGUACCUCCUGUUGGACUUACAGCAGGAUUGAUGGUUUUGAUAUCGAGGUGGAUGAAAUAUAAUUUCGGUGGGAAUAAGAAAGGAAGAAGGAAAGGAAGAGGUGAAGUGGAAAGAAAUUGGAAGCCUGAAGAAAUUGAACUGAGGGAGAGGAAUGGUAGACCCGGAGGAAGGAGGAGGAGAGGUGGGAGUAUCACCGAUGAGUGA